GAAUUAUGAUAUCGAUACCGAUAAACCUUUUGUUUAUUUCGCACGUGCCACAGUGAAGUAAACUUGGAUUUGAAGCUGCAUUUGCUGUGUAUUUCACUGGAUAAGGCAAAAUGGACACAGGCGAGGCGCUGAGGUCCUGGCUCACGGAAACGAGCAAGCCGUUCGCGGCACGUGUUGAGUUCGCGCUCAAGGUAUGGCAAUCCGUGGAGUUCCCCUAUCCCAACAAGUACGAGGUCAUCGCCGACUGGCUGUCGACAUCGUUGGGUGGGUGCGAGGACUUACCCACCCAGCAACUGAAGGAUUUCCUAAGCCUGAGGGCGCAGCCUGGCUGGGUUACUCAGACGACGAAAACACAGCUGAUCCACGCUCUUUACGAGAUUGUCUCCCGGGAGGAGAACGCAAAUGAGUCGGCACUGGAACUCCUGCCCAUGGUUCUUGGCUCUGAGAUGCUCCAGGAUGCCCUGCGGUCCAGUAACGAGCUUCUAUUUGAAUGCUAUGGCAGCCUGUUUAGAUGCCAUCAAAAGUGCGUCGAACUUCGCAGAGAUACCAAGGAUGGCACUGAGAGCCAAGACCACUGGGAUGCAGAGUUUGUGGUUCCUGUGAUCCAGCAGCUGACAGAGAUUGUUCGCCGUUCUCUAGAGCCUGAAAAGCUUUUGGAAGAGUACAAUUCGAAAACUGUUCGUCCUCUUGUGGAGCUGCUUCUGACCCUAAAAACUCCAUGCCUAGACGAACUGGCCGCGCUGGAGAAGCAAAUCAAUGCUGAGUUCAGCAUCGCACGUACCAAUGACCUUCCGCUACAUGUCAACCUGAUCCUUUUGGAGGCCAGUGUCCUGAACAAUCGCUUCCAAACAGGUAAACUCAGCGCCAUCCUAUCCUGUGUAUUUGAGACAGAGUCAUUGGCGCAGUCAUCGCUUCAAUUGGCCGCCCAGUUCGUAAUGUCACUGCGUAAAUACGAUGUAUCCCUGCAGUUUAGAAUGAAAAAUCGAUCGAUCACCGGCUUUGCUUUUAUUUCUAAUCAGCUGCUGCAUUUGGUGCGCCAGUACAAGAAGUCAAGUUUAAAGGAGGUCCUAAUACUACUCUGCUCUGUGUUGCGCUACAAUCCUCUCCUGCUGGAGCAAAGUGUUUACCAGAUAACCGUUUGGGUGCUCACCACUCCCAAGGAGAAUGGCCAGGUGGAGGAACUGUAUUCGGAGUACCUCGUCCUACUGCUGGACAUGUUUCGUCGUCUAAGUCGUGCAGAGCGGUUCAUCAUGAAUCUGCUCAAGGCCCUAAGAGAAUGGUUGGGCAAGUACACAUUGGAUGUUCCCCAUAAUGACGCCAAAAAGCGACGCACACAGGACUCUCAAGUGAUUGAAGAUGAACGCCAUCGAAUGGAGGAGCGCUUUUUGGGCAUCAUUUUUAGUAGAACCCCUUUAGCUACAGCUCCUUCGGCCAAUGACGCCUUUAAGCAGCUCUGCCAAACCUGGCCCAGCCACUCAGCCGGUGUGGCGUUCACUCGUCUAAUGAGCCACCUGAUGAGCAAGCCCUCUCUGGUGAUUUGGAAGACCCUGUUGCAUUCCUUCGCGGAACUGCUUGUGGAAGAUCAGCCGAAGGAAGUGCUGCCCGAAAACCUGGACUUUGCUCGUGAACUGCAUGCUGCGCUUCUUUGUCAAUACCUAAGCGGCACUCGGCUGGCUGAGCAAGUGCAGCUUUAUCAGCUGCAAGUUGAGCAACAACUACAGCACACUUCCCAGGUGCUCGAGCAGUUCGGACGACUUCUGCUAAGCCAGGAGCACAAUCGCCGGCUUAUGAAUGCCUUUCUGGAGUGCGCAGAGCGAGCCAGUGGCUUGGAGCUUCUUCUGGCUUACUACUGGCCAGACGGGUUCCCCGCCAGCCAACGGCCAUUACGGCUGAGGGGUUUCCUGCCCACCGCCGAGUGGACAUUGAUCCAGCAAAGGGUGUACAACUUCGGCAAGAGCUGCUGCCGACAGAGAUUGCAGCGUUUGGAGCUGCAGCUUGUUGAGAGCGGUUGGUUGCUGAAUGAUCAAAGGAAGGCCAAUUGCUCAGAUGCCCUGGCUGAGUUGGUGGCGCCACAGCAACUCUUUCGGCUGUCCAGACCACAGAAGCAGCUCCGUUUGCACCAAAGGAAACAUAACCAAAUCCUGGAAUCCCAUAUCAAUGAUUCGGAGACCAUUGAAGUGCUUACAUUGCAGCUGCUCAAGGAGUAUGGAGCAGUGGCCAAAGAGGCCAAGGCCAAAGGGUCAUUGCUGGUCAAACUGAAACUGGAAGAGCAGGUGGAGGAGAACUCGCUGACACACUUUCUACGAGAAAACGCAUCGGUUCAAAAUAACUUGCACAUGCCCCCGGCCCAGGUGCUGGUCGAGACUCUGCAGGGUCUUCCAUUGGCUCAGUUGCCCCGCAACAUUCGAUCGUCCCUUUGGCUGGUGAUCUUCGUUUUGUACAGGGAUCUCAGUCUCAGCCAUCAGGAGGAAAAUGCCAAUCAGGUUCUAGAGCUACUAAUAGAUCUUAUGCACUUCGGUCAUCCGUUACCCAUAUGCAGCUACUUCCCGCGGCUAAGCGAACUGCUUCCCCUUAUCCCUACCAGCUCGACGGUGGGUUGGAGUUUCUACGAAACACUUUUUGCUCGUUGCAUUCGCCGCCAGGGUGCCGGUAGUGCAGCAUUUCUUGCAAGUUGCACGGACUUCUUCAAGGAUCAAAUGGCUGCGUCAAACAAAUUGCCAGCAGAGGAGCGUCGUCUUUUGCUGCUGGCCAUCGAAACACUUAGCAGUGCAACUGAAGCUCAGGGCAGGCGAUUGCAAUGCCAACUGCACCCACUUAUCGAGAUCUAUGGCGAAAUGGUGACUCACAAGUUUCGCUCCAAGAAAAAGGAGGCAUCUGCUUACAAGGAGUUCGUGGAUUGCACCCUGCCGGGCUAUGCGACCUACGUGAGCAAUUGCAUCAAUCGCGUGGUCAGGCAGGAGCGGGAAAGAGACCAGCAGGAGAAAAAGGAGCCGGAGAAUUCGGAGAAAACGAAAGCCGAGAAAAGAAAGAAAAAGAGGGAUGCAGACACUGCGAAGGUUCAGGAGAAGGAGGAGGAAAACGGAAAGUGGAAGACGCUGCAACCCAUAGACGAAAAUUUCCGACGCAUCUGCAAGAUAUACAUUGGUCACUCGUUAAACUAUCGAGAUGCUAAUGCUAUACGCUUGCUGAAUGUGGCUCUCACCCAUCGUCAGCGCUUGCAUUUGGAUCCGGAUGAGAUAGAGUUCGUGCUAAGCAGCUAUUGGCAGCAGUUGAAUGCGGACAUUGAGAUGGGCGACAUUUUCUCCACUUCAGCAUUGGCUGGUCUGGAGCCGGCCAUCAAGCUGAUCAUUGGCUAUAAGACUAACGAGGAUUUCCUACUGCUCCUGCGCCGUCUUUCCGCACAAGUGGAACAAAUGGCACGCCCUGCGUCGCAAUCCCAGCAUGCUGCGCUCCAGAAUGUGCUAAGCCUUUUGGCUCUCUUUGCCAAAUGCUCGUUGAGCAGCGUGAAGGGAGCGAUGCUAAAUGAGCAUUUCGAGCUGAUCAGUGUGAGUGUUUCGCUUCGCCUCCCGGAGCCCAAAGACUUGGCAUACUGUGGUCACGCCCUCCGACUCCUGGAGGCUCAGCGCAAUCUGGCCGGGAAUCGUACGGUCCCUCUCACGGGAGAGACUCUGGAUUGCCUUCUGGGCAGCAUGCUGGAUGUAGACAUCAAGCACUUGAUCCGGCACGGCGGCAGUUGGCAGCACUUUGUGGAUCUGUAUGGUGCACUCACAGACAACCUGAUUGUGCUGUUGAAACAACACAGCAACCUGAUGUCAGACCGCGCAGCCCAGCUCAGUGCCCUGUGCCGGGAUCUGAUCCAGGCUAUCGUUGGCUAUCGCGCGGAAAGAAAACAGACGCAGGACAUCAGUGAGACGGAGCUGGAUGGUUUGGCGGACUUGGGUCUGAAGCUGGCUACUGUAAUGGCCACAGUGGGCACCACUCAGGCGCUGGCCGUGAAGAGAGUGGCGCCCUUCCUGCUUAUCUUCACCAUUCGCCAAAUGGUGGGAACCGAAAGGCCGACGACGCUGUUCGAAAAGAUCAAGGUUCACAUAGUGCGCGUUUGCCACGAACUGAUCGGGAUGUGCGAUCACCGUGCCGGACACUUCAUCCUACGCUCCAGUAACGAGGCCGGCGCCAGGAUGUACGAGGGAUUGCUGAAGGAUCACGAGAAGUACCACAAGUUCAGGGGCAAGGUGUAGAGACAAGGAACGGAGAAUACACCCGUUAAAUUUUCUCCUUUAUAUUUGUUAAAUUUCAACUCUUCAAAAAUAUAUAAAAAUGAGUGCCCUAUGUGCCUUGA
This is a messenger RNA of Drosophila erecta, 4339 nucleotides long. RefSeq lists its product as uncharacterized. The transcript is spliced from 6 exons. Lineage: Eukaryota; Metazoa; Arthropoda; Insecta; Diptera; Drosophilidae. The coding region runs from base 111 to 4238 and encodes 1375 amino acids. The record is from RefSeq and is a predicted model, not a curated record.